CACGCACACACAAAUACACACACACACACACACACACACACACACACGUACACGCACGCGCGCACACACACAUACACGCGCGCGUACACACGUACACACUCACACACACACACACGCACGCACGCACGCACGCACAAACGAUAAUCCUAGGAGCGCGCGCGCACGGAGAGAAUGAGGAUGAGCGCGUGCGGCACGCCGCCGCGGGCAGCCAUGAGACUUCGCAUGUUCUUCUUUGUGUCCUUUGCCUGGGCCUACCACGAAACCCCCAGGUACCAGCAUCGUGACCCAUUGACCUUGGAGUUCCUUCUGUGUGAUCAGUGUCCUCCAGGCUCAGCGGUGGAACAUCACUGCACGUCUGACUCGGCCACCGUGUGCUCUCCAUGUCCCGAGCGGCGUUUUGCUGAGCAGUGGCAUUGGGGAGAGAGCUGCCAGCACUGUACCCCUGUCUGCAAGGAGAGACAGAUUGUCAAGAUGGAGUGUAAUGCCACACACAACCGUGUCUGCGAGUGUGUAUCAGGAUACCACCUCGCUGUGGAGUUCUGCGUCCCACACAGCCCCUGUCCUCCAGGAUCCGGGGUCUCCGUACUUGGUACCCCUGAGGAUGACACAGUGUGUACGAGUUGUCCACAGGGCACUUUCUCCAAUGUGGCAUCGACCACCGAGCCCUGUGUUCCUCACCGAGACUGCUCACAGAUGGGCAUGAAGACACGGAUCCCCGGCACGGCUACUCACGACGCUGUGUGUGAAGGAGAAUUCGCCAUCGAUUGCACUCGCAAACACACUGACUGCCAUGCUGACAUCACCCUGUGUGAGGAGGCCAUGUUCCAGUUCCUGUUAUCUCCUCCUCUCACCUCUGUGGAUCUCCUGUUGGAGACUCUUCCUGGCCGUAAAGUAGACAAGAAAAGCGUGGAGCCUCUGAAGAAGAAGUGUAGCCCUGAGCAGCAGGCCCUGCAUCUCCUGCGGCUUUGGAGAGAGCAGAACAAGGAUCAGGGAAAGCUCUACAGUAUCAUACAAGGUCUGAACCACUGUGAAAGGAAGGUUUCUCGCUGUGCUGGUUUGAAGAAUGUGACGCUGGAGGACCUGCUGGUGCUGAUGCAUAGUCUGCCAGGGGAGAAGGUGAGCGAGGAGGCGGUACAGACGCUGGCGCUCUCCUGCCCCACGCAUCGCCACGUGGCUCAGCUCCUGCACCUGUGGAAGAGCCAGAAUGCAGGUCGCGACCUGGCCAAAGCUCUAAGUCACAGCGUGCGGCAACUUCGUUCUCGAAAUGCACCUAAGACGCUGCUGCGUGCAAUCAAGCGCAUCAGCCGUGUCAUCAACGCCUCCGCACUCCGACCGUACGAAAAGAUCUUCACCGGUGCGCUGCGAGACGCCUCCUGCUUCAAACCAAAACCCUACAAUGACUGAAGCCCUGCCUGAGGGUCACACGAAGGACAUGAAGAUAAGACUUGUUUAACUGAGUUGUACAGAAUCCUGGGGACAGAACUGGGUUGGAUCGGAUUGGGGUUUAGGAGUUUUCACAGCACUACAUGAUGAGAGAUGAGAGAAGAAAACAUUUUCUAGCCUUUUCUUCCUUUUCUAUUAAUGGACUGCUUUUAUUGAAGCUGGGGAAAAAAAGGAAUGUCUGUUAUGAAUGUACAGAAAAAAACGGAGUGCAAUUAUGUUUUAUUUAAUUGUAAUCUUGUGUGUUCAGGUUUGUGUGUUAACCAAAAUUUGCUUCAGAUGUUUCUAUUUAUCGUUGUGUGUCUGAAAAAACUGGACUUUUGAAGAUACAUUUAUGUCAUUUAGAUGCAAGAUGUCAUUUUUUUUAUUUUUAUUUUUAUUUUUUUAUUUUUUUUUUAUAUUUGUGCCUUGAGUUUUUACAAAAAUUGUUUGCAUUACCGGUUUUAAAAGUGCGGUUGUUUGAAUUUAACUUUCAUAUACGAGUGCCACUAUUUCUACAGCCUGACUUAAAUAUAGUUUUGUGUUUCCAAA
Messenger RNA from Tachysurus fulvidraco (yellow catfish), 1971 nucleotides. RefSeq names its product tumor necrosis factor receptor superfamily member 11B-like. Lineage: Eukaryota; Metazoa; Chordata; Actinopteri; Siluriformes; Bagridae. The record is from RefSeq and is a predicted model, not a curated record. Gene Ontology annotation, molecular function: protein binding. The transcript has 5 exons. The coding region runs from base 172 to 1404 and encodes 410 amino acids.